GUGUGUGUCCAUGUGGAGCUUGUGCAGCACUUCCGGUUUAGACAUGGCGGCCUCCAUGGCAGGACAAGUGCUGAGGACUAUCACAGCCAAGAGCUCUCUGCUGGGCAGACAGAAGGGUGCCCAGGUGACUUCAAGAAGAUGGCUUAAUCUGCAGGAAUAUCAGAGCAAAAAACUGAUGGCUGAUAAUGGCGUCACCGUCCAGAGAUUCUUUGUUGCCGAUAAUGCCACCGAAGCCCUAGAAGCUGCCAAAAGACUAAAGGCUCGGGAAAUUGUUCUGAAAGCACAAAUCUUGGCUGGAGGAAGAGGUAAAGGAGUCUUCGACAGUGGCCUUAAAGGUGGAGUCCAUUUAACAAAAGAUCCCGAGAAGGUGGGAACUCUCACAAAACAGAUGAUUGGCUUCAAUCUUACAACAAAACAAACUGCAGAUGGCGGUGUCAAAGUUCACAAGGUUAUGGUAGCGGAAGCGCUAGACAUAUCCAGAGAAACCUAUUUUGCAAUAUUGAUGGACCGGGCGUGCAAUGGACCUGUGCUGGUUGGCAGUCCUCAGGGAGGAGUGGACAUAGAAGAGGUGGCUGAGAAAACCCCAGAACUUAUUUUUAAGGAGGAAAUAGACAUAUUUGAAGGAAUAAAAGACAGCCAGGCAUUGAAGAUGGCAGACAAUUUGGGAUUCAAAGGACCUCUUCAGCAACAGGCCGCCGAUCAGAUUAAGAAGCUGUAUGAGCUCUUUCUGAAAGUUGAUGCCACUCAGGUUGAAGUGAACCCCUUCGGUGAGACUCCGGAAGGACAAGUUGUGUGCUUUGAUGCAAAAAUUAACUUUGACGACAAUGCGGAAUUCAGACAAAAGGAGAUUUUUGCAAUGGAUGACACGUCGGAAACAGAUCCCAUUGAGAGUGAGGCGGCGAGGUACGACUUGAAGUACAUCGGAAUGGAAGGGAACAUUGCUUGCUUCGUUAAUGGGGCAGGUCUUGCCAUGGCCACCUGUGACAUCAUUGACCUUUAUGGAGGAAAGCCAGCAAAUUUCCUGGACCUUGGAGGUGGAGUGAAGGAGUCUCAGGUGUACCAAGCCUUCAAGCUGCUCACUGCUGACCCCAGGGUUGAAGCCAUUCUCAUUAACAUUUUUGGAGGAAUAGUAAACUGCGCCAUCAUUGCCAACGGGAUAACAAAGGCUUGCCGCGAGCUUGAACUUAAGGUGCCGCUCAUUGUCAGACUUGAAGGAACAAACGUCCACGAGGCCAAGCGAAUUCUGGACGAGAGCGGCUUGCCAAUCACCUCUGCCGAAAACCUGGACGAUGCCGCCAAGAAGGCCGUUGCAAGCAUAAGCAAAAAGUAAAAAUGUCAUCAAAGAAGAAACACAAAAUGGACACACGGAAGCCUCUAACACAGAAUGUAUCAUUUUCACAGAGCAAAAUAGGGGACUGUUCAGUGGAGGUGCCAGGGAACCUAUGACAUGAUGUUAUUUGGGGAAAUGGGAGAUCGUGAUCAUUUUCUAAGAGCUGCUCAAAUCAUAAUCCGUCACUGAUUUUUUUAUAUCAUCAGAUUUUUCCAAUUUAUAGUGUUUUACUGUGAAAUGUCAGAUCAGUGUUUGCAUACAAACUAUUUUAUAUACCUCAAAGAAAAGAUGAGUCUCAUCCUGAGCCUGUAGGCCUCAUUUCUAAAGCUGUGUGUCCCCCGUGGACAAUUUUGUUGAGUGUCCCCCUCUGACCUGCACUGGAUCAUGUUAUCCAUGAAUCAGUUUGAUUGAAGUUAUAAACGGUUUAAACAAACUUUUGCCAAAACUGCUCAUUUCGGAGCUUCCUCUUUUCACUGAGUUGAUUUUUUGCUCUUGUGUAGCCCCGUCCAGUUUUCUAAAUCAUCCUUUCUUCUCGCCACCUUCCUCCUUAUCAAAAGCACAGACCUUACAGGGAAAAUCUGCAUUUGUUGGGGGAAAGAAAAUCCAACUCCAGCUCAUUUUUUUAAAUACAUUUUGGAUGUGGCUGAGAAGGGUUAAAAAUCUUUUUGUCCCAUUUGAGGAGAUAUCCCCAUCUUCCCUAUAUUGCCAUUUGGUUACUUUUAGAGCACAGACAUUUUCUUUCAGGUCCUCUCUUUAUAUGAGGCCCGUAUUCUUUUCACCAUUGGGACUCGGGCACAUGGGCUUUUGUUUGCUUCUUAACUUGAUAUGCUAAAACAAUUUGGAGCAGUUCAAUGCGGCUGAAAUGCCAAACCAAGCAACUCCAACCGAAGUCAAAGCAACUUCUGACUUUUGACUCAAUUCUGAGUGUAAUGCCCAUCUAUCUAUACAAGCCUCAGUGUGUAUCAUCUGCCUGUCUGUGGUGCUGCCGUCCAUACCGUGUGCCGAUAUCAUUGAGAAUGUGUCCCAUCUGUGUACUUAAAUCUUCAGCCCUUUGGCCAUUUUGUUUUGCUGGUGACAUAAUGUGGAAGCAAAAGGCGAUAUUGCCUCAGUUUGUAAUACUGAACUAACUAGCUGUGUUUUGAAUACUUGCCUACUUUGGCUAUAUCAUGUAGGCUUACAAAUUUUUAUUUUGUAUCUGUCCUGCCUUUCCAAUUGUUAACAAGAUAAUUGUGAAAAAAUGUAAUUGUCCAAUAUGUGCCCUAUAUGACAUAACUGAUUGAGGGAGUUUUGUGGGUUUUGUAUAAACAAUGGAUUGUCCUUUCCUGACUGUCUCUAUUUUUUGCCAAUUUAACAAAUACUUGAAAUAAUAAAUGAUUUGAUUCUGUUA
This is a messenger RNA of Rana temporaria (common frog), 2717 nucleotides long. It is a transcript of the gene SUCLG2, whose product is annotated as succinate-CoA ligase GDP-forming subunit beta. The coding region runs from base 11 to 1330 and encodes 439 amino acids. Gene Ontology annotation, biological process: tricarboxylic acid cycle; succinyl-CoA metabolic process. The transcript has 11 exons. Gene Ontology annotation, molecular function: succinate-CoA ligase (GDP-forming) activity; ATP binding. The record is from RefSeq and is a predicted model, not a curated record. Lineage: Eukaryota; Metazoa; Chordata; Amphibia; Anura; Ranidae. Gene Ontology annotation, cellular component: succinate-CoA ligase complex; mitochondrion.